Amoebophrya sp. A25 is the source of this 6843-nucleotide messenger RNA. NCBI's taxonomy places the organism in Eukaryota, Dinophyceae, Syndiniales, Amoebophryaceae. The record is from the annotation of a GenBank genome assembly.
UGUCAAUGUCAACAAGACUCGUCAAAUUCUAACUCAUUCCUCGAUAUUCAAGAACAUCAUGAGCAGCUGGUCGCAACGACAUCGAUAUCGACAAUCAUGACUGACUCUUUUUACUCAGCAGUGCUCCUGGAGCUCUUGUGUCCUGUUUUACCUCCUCCCUCUCCCUCUACCUUGUUUUCCUCUACUUCUGAAUGAUUUCGUCCUGUAAACUACCACGAAUUCUAUCGUUUUUGAUUAUUUGUUGUAAGUAGAAAAAGAGUUUUUCUUCUUCAUUAUUGAUUUGUCCUAGGUGGAACAAAGUAUAAUUAUUUUGACCGACCAAACACUUCGACUUCCAUCCUUGUUCCCUCAGUUUAUGUCUUUCGUUUUGUAGAAACAAAGCAUCAGUUGACUCUCUCCCUCGUUCCUGUUUUGUUGUUCUCGGUGAACAAUAUAGAGACUCACUUGAUAUCGUUGUUGACGGGAUCUUGUAGUUGCUGGCAACCUGUACUCUAGACUCUUCAUCGAUUAGGUGGCACUAAAAAAGCUAAUUUCUGUACUUCUCGUCCUACUCCUAGAGUAUUGUUACAAAAUACCAAGAACAAGAUGGGAAAAAAACGCUCAGGAGGUAAUGGGCGCCGUAACAAGGUACAAGAACUUUUCCAACUUUAGACUACUGUUGUCGCUUGUACCUUCUUGUGCCUUCCUAUCUACUUCAUCGUCUUCACCAUGUUGUGUUCAGUAUCUUCAACAUGAUCGACAGCAACUUCAUCAUCUUCACCAUCUUCUUCUUCACCCCCAUGAUAAUGUAGGGCAAGGUGCUACUGACCGAGGAUGAGGCGCGCUUGAAGGAUCUAACAAAGGAAUAUCAUGGAUUUCAAAGGAGGCUAGCGCCGCUAGCUGCGCAUAUCGACAUCGUGCAAACGAAAAUCGCAAGACAAGAACAAGGAGAAGUAGAAGUACAAAUUAAUUUUAUCAUCAUCAUGAUUUUUCACGAGUAGUUCAACUUCUGAGUUGUAUUUUUAGCAAAUGUAGAGAUUGAGAUACCAGUAGUUGUUUGAACUUCAAGCUAUAAUUGCUUUAUCUUUCAUACGCUACUACUAAUAAAUAUACAAAAAUGAGAAGUAAGAAAAGUUGAUAUAAUCGAAAUCUAAUCACUACUUUCAGGCUAAGGAGCUCAAUCAUGAGAAUGUUGAUAAGACGGGUCGUGCGCCUAAUGCACCAAGCAAGUUCUUGGAGAACAGUUCGAGACUCAAUGCGGUUUUGCGGGAGUACAAUCGGCUUUCGUUUUGCUGCAGUAUCAUUGUGGAGCAGUUGACCUUUAGGGCUCGUCUAUAAUAGAGAAAGAAUCAAUAUCUAUUUAUUUCUAAUAUUUGAAUACGAGCCCAAUAGACAUAGAGUAUCUCAAUAUUUCAAUGUCGAUUUCUCCACUUGGUUUUCCAUGUGCUUUACUUGUAUUACCUGUACGUAUGUAAGAACUCGUAGUCGUAUCCUUGCAUCUCUCACAUAUUUCUGUUUGUCUUCAACUCUUAGAAAAACUUUUUCCACUGUUCGUUAAGAAGAAGAUGUUCUAGGAUAUGCGACACCCUCCUGCUGCUCUAAAACACACUGCUACGUUACAGCCACAGCUUCGCUUCGGUCAUGCUAUGAUGAUACGGGUCGGGUAGGGGCUGGUGGCGAUUGCUCGCCAUGUGGUGGUGGAAGAAAGUAAGCUGAUUGAUCGAUAUUUAUCCUGAUAGUCUGUCUCUGUUCUUCCUUCGUAGUAGUAGUUCUUGUUCUUUUCCGUUUCUGUUCUUUCCAUAUGCUAUUCUUACUAUUCAUGGGUGGAUAUUAGUAUUGCCGGACUUGAAAGAAAUAAAAACAGAACUGAUCAUUUUGCAUGAUGUAGUAGUUGCUUGCCUUCUCUUCCACGCCUGAUCCAUUUACUCUGGCAUUGGUGUAAUUUUUUGGAUUUUGCUCCUUGUUUUUGAUAGAAGGGAAUGUAUCUGUAUCAUGACACAUUGCAAGGCCCACAACCAGAGGAAUGGCACCACGUCCUGUGAGGGAUUUUUUUGGGAGAUAGCAAAAUUAUCUUGAUCUCGUACAACAGGCAAUCGGGAAGUUCAAGUUCUUCAUCGUCUACCUUUAUGGGAUAUACUUGAAACAAGCAGUGUCAACAAUGAGUGAGCAUCAAUAAAUAUGUUCUUGAAUGAUUGCCGGACAGCAGCAAGGUCGCGAUGUCUCUAUGCACUGUGACUCACUCAGAAUCACACCCAUCGUCAUUUCGCUGUAAGUCAGCAAGAGCAGCAGCAUGUUGAUAGUCGUCAAGUCCGCUUCCCUACUAAGUAAUAUGUAUAUUAUAAGUAAAUGUUUGUUUUCUCUAAUAGUACUACGUGCAGAAAAAUUACCGGAGUAUCCCAUUUGUAUCCGCGUGCCCUUGUUGCUGGAGGCUAUCGAUUUCCAAGAAUUUCGAGUAAAACGAUGGCAAUAGUGGCAGCUGCGUUGGCAUUUGGCAUUAUGGUUCAGUCACAAAGAUACUACUUACUUAGCUACUUAAUGUUAAUCACCCACUUCCACGUCUGCUCAGUUAGGUUUUAACUUCAGGAGCUGACGCAGGGGUAGCUCGAAUCUUCAUACAACAAGGCCGCGCUUUAUCUAGUUGUAGAUCUUAGUCCACAUCACACAUUCUUUCGGAAUCGGAACAAGUGAGCUCUUUCUUUUCGUAGCUACCUUUAUUGGCUCUACUAAUGAUACAGUCGUGGAGCUUGGAUCUGCGCGCAGGCGGUUACGCGGGUCGCCACCUGAAAUUGGGGACCACACUACGCCAAAAAAUGCGAAUGUUGGGUGCUUCGGUAUCGUUUGUUCUCCCAAUGUUGCAACAGCCACGCAUUCCUCAUCCUCUUCACAGGUCAUGGCGACUGAAAAUGUUGUGAAGACCGACGAUAAUAGCCUGGCCGCUGCUAAGGCGGGACGAGGUGGCGACGCUAGUAAAAAUGCUGAUCGUGCGGCCGGCGCAGCAGCAGCAGCAGCAAAAGCGGAUGUUGUGGCUGCUUCUCCCUGCGUCUACGCAUUAUGAAGAUGAGUUUUUCGUCAUGAUCGACUACUUAACGUUAACUUCAUGUUCAUUGUGUUUGUGAUCCCUUCACUGCUGGUGAUGACCACACACUGAUAAUUUCAGCUUUGUAGGUUUGUGGGACGGUAGCACUAGCAGUGGUCAAACGAUCUUCACAGACAUUGGACUUGGAGGGUUGAUAAAAACAAAAACUACCGCUAAAAAUGCCCGGCGAGCACAAGUUGGCGCUUAAGGGCCAUGAGCUCGAUGAUCAUGCGCUGAUGAAGUUACUGAGAAAAGUACUACUUUCAGAGGACAACGUACCUGUGCCAGUUAUUAUGGUCAUGGUUUCCGUGUCACUGUUACUGAAGAUCAUUGAGAACUGAAAAGUAGAGAAAUGAAUGGCAAAUGUUUUCUUAUUUAUUCUUGUUGAGUUCUAUAUCAAUCUCGACAUCAUCUCGUCGAGACGCAACAUCUAUAGUAUAGUAUAUCAUAUCUGAUUAUUUGAAUAAAGACCGUAGCAGACGUACUAUACAACUUAUAGUCGCUGUCAAUUUUCUCAGCAGAGGUGGAAUUGAUGUCAUUUAGAUACAACAUAAUAAAUAGAUUCUCGCUCUCCUUCUGGUAGUGGUCGUGCUAAAAAAGUUGCGUUUUUCUCUCCAUUUUCUGGCCUGAGUCAGUCACUACCUAGUUUUUUUAUUUUUCCAUGAAGAUUGAUUAAUGGACGCAUUCAUGAUUUCGGUGACGAUUGGAGAGACAGUGCAGAAUUUGGAACUUCCUGCUAGCACGGAUUGGGAGCAAUUGGUCAAGGGCUGGAAGUUCAAUCACGCGGACACGUGGACGAAAUUCAUGAAGGAACAUCUAGAUGAAGCAACAUGGCGGGGUCGCCUCGAGAUUCCUGGUUCUUUGAACGAGAAGGAGGCGAAAGAUGCGGGGCGGACUGGCUACAUGAGAAGAAAUGAAUUUUAAGGCUUCCAUUAAUAACCAAUCCCUCUCCGUCGUGGAGGUCCUUCACCUUCUACUUGAAGGACAAAGAGUCACUAUCACUAGUUUGCUCAGGAAUGCUUUAUUUUCGUUCAUGCUUAUGGCGAUCUUCGUUACAAGUCGCCGACCAUGUCGUUAGGCCGGAGGAACAAGCGCGAAGCCCUCAGCCACAAAACGGCGAAAGAGAGAGAGAGGCCCCGCUCGGGGGAGGGCGGCGCGGUCCCCUGUCCCGAAACUGGCGGCACUAGUGCGGAGGGCUCCCCUCCAGGCCACCAAGCCGGCCCCUGGCCCUGAGGCCUUGCGAGUUUGUCCAGGUUGCGCCCCUGUGUGUUUUGUUCUGCAUCAUGUGGCUCGGCUGGGCAGGUGUGUGUGUGUGUGUGUGUGUGUGUGUGUGUGUGUGUGUGUGUGUGGCGGGGGCUGUGUUUGUGUGUGUGUGUGUGUGUGUGUGUGUGUCUGUGUGUGUGCUUGGCAUUUGGAAACGGCCUUGGAUUUGUUGGAGACAGACCGCCGCGACGGUGUGAAAGACGUGCGCGAAGUCUUCGCGAAAAGUUGCCAGGGCUGGCCUUCGUUGUCUUUUUGCUUGAAAGGCCAAACCAGGCACCGAAGCGCCCGGCGCUGCUUUUCGUUUGUUUUGUGUUUCGUCGUUGGUGGCAGCCCCGGCGCUGGUUCGUUGUGGACCGCUCGCACGCCGCUGGCAUCGGCGCCGGCCUGGGUGCGGUCGUGGCGCGCUUGUGUGAGCCCCCUGAACCGUAGGAACUCGGGGCGAGGGACAGGGGAAACACAGGCGGGGGAGCAGUAUCGCCACAGGAUGGCGGCGGCCAUCUUUCCACGCACAGGAUGCUGGAGGCUUUUUGCUUCUUCUGUCUCUUUAGAAAAGGAAAGACCUUGGCGAAAAGUUCUCGAAAUCUUUGAAAAUCUUCGUCGUUGAAUCUUUUCGAAAAGCAUGAGGCCCAGUCUUAACAUGGUCAAGACUUGGAAACUUUCUGCCGGCAAUCUGCGAAGGUUCUGGGGCUUUUGCCUUCUGUGUUUUUUGCUAAUGAAGGCAUGAAAAUGGCCCGCGCCCGCCAAGGACACAGAACUCGUGACAAUUUGCAGCGUGCGGGAGCGCGUAGCAGGGCUCUGCGUCUUGUGUUUUGCUUUUUGUGGUCUUUCUGUUUCUCUCUCCAAAGCUGUGACGUCUUUGAGGUUGUGCAUUUGUUUGGGAAUUUGUCGGGCGGUUGCGUCGCAGGCUGGCUCGUGUGUUGGCUUGUGGUGCUCUCAGUGCAGUGCCCGGGCUGGUCGUGUGUUGGUUCUGUCGGCUCUGCUUUCAGAGGCUUAGCAGAAGCCGCGUGAAGUGGACAGGUGCAAAAGCGGCGCGCGUGAGCCCCGGCAACUUUUCGCCAAGGUUCUCUGCUGUCGGUAGUCUUCGGGGGGGCGCGGCGGUCCCCAAGGUUUGGAAAGAAAGGCGCCGCUUGGAAAAAAGAAACGUCUCGGGGAAUAAAAUUUUGCUAGCUUGGGAAGGAGAUCGGCUUUGGGAAAAAAGUGAGGCCUUUGGCAAAAUUAUCGGCUUUAGAAAAUAUAGCCAGAAAGUAUACGUUUAUGUCCAGGCUACUUCUAGGGAGUCUUGUUCUGGAGAGGCUUUCUGAGAACUCUUGCUCGGUGCAGGAUAUUUCAAAAGCAUGCCUCAGAGGUCUUGCUCUGGCGGGGGUGUUUCAGAAUUCUUGUUCUUGGCAGGGUGUUUCAGAGUUCUUGUUCUGGGCAGGGUGUUCCAGAUGAUCUGGCUGUUUCGGUUGUCUUGUUCUGGCCAGGAUGUUUCAGGAGUCUUGGACUCGACAGGCUGUCCCAGAGGUCUUGCUCUGGCGGGGCUAUUUCAGCGGUCUGGCUCUGGCGUGCUUCCUUGUUUCAGAUUAGCUGCCCGUGGCAGGCUUUUUCAUAAAACCUGCUCGGCCGUUGUUCUUGGCAAGCUCUUUCAGAACAUUUGUGCUGGACAAGGUUCAAACAGGGCUGCUUCGGCUGAGCUGUCCGGGCUGGCUUGUUUCAGAUGUCUUGUUUUGGGGGAGCUUUUUUCGGGGUAGCUGUCUUGGGCAGGCUCUUUUAGAAAGCUUUCCUUGGGCAGGUUGUUCCAGGGCCUUUAUUCGGGGCAGGCUGUUUCAGAACCUUUGUCUUGGGCAGGCUGUUUCUGCGCCUUUGUUCUGGACAGGCUGCCUCAGAGCCUUUGCUCUGGGUAGGGUUAAAAUGCCCCCGGUCUCGGAUAUCAUAUCAUUACAUACUCAAGUUGCCGGCCAUGUCGUUAGGCCAGAGGAACAAGCUCGAAGCCCUCAGCCACAAAACGGCGAGAGCGUGCACCCCUGGGAAUUUAUCGGUCUAACAAAUGUAUGCGCUUGUCUGUGAGUGGCUCUGUGUGUGUGGGUGUACGUAGCUCUGUGCGCGUGUCUGGCUAGGGCUGUGUCUGUGUGUGUGGCUGCGGCUCUUCAUACAUUUGCGGGGUAGUGACGACUACUUUCCAACAAGUGCAGUUCUAACAUUUCUCCACGGACUGGAAGCUGCAUAGACGCGAAGCAAGUAUUUGGGCAGUGUUGGACAAGGCCAAGAAGUGCGCGUCUUCUCUGCCAGACUCGUUCGCAGAGAAAGCUUUGAGCCUGAAAAAGGCUUACGACGAGGGGAUGAUGGAGGAGGACAGGAAACAGGAGCUGCCAUGAUUUUUACAGACAUGUGAAGCAUCCAGAGAUCAAUCCACUUUCAUCUUACAACACCGACCUCGGAUGAAGAUAUUAUUCGUCGUGGGCCUGGUUCACCUUGACCUUGGUCCUUGGAAUGACAAUAUUCACUUUAGUCUAACUAAGAAAACGGAAGGUCUCGAGUGGAUGAAU